Molecule: messenger RNA, 2256 nt
Organism: Melampsora larici-populina 98AG31
Lineage: Eukaryota; Fungi; Basidiomycota; Pucciniomycetes; Pucciniales; Melampsoraceae
Exons: 16
Coding region: 53-2200 (715 amino acids)
Biological process (GO): mRNA splicing, via spliceosome; spliceosomal complex assembly
Cellular component (GO): Prp19 complex; post-mRNA release spliceosomal complex; U2-type catalytic step 2 spliceosome
Molecular function (GO): protein binding
Source: RefSeq, a predicted model, not a curated record
CUUCAACUUCAAACAAACCAUCUCAAGACUAUCACUUUAACCAAUCACCAUCAUGGCAGACGCCAGAGCUCCAAAGGUCAAGAACAGAGCACCAGCUCCAGUUCAAAUCACUGCAGAACAACUCUUACGCGAAGCUCAAGAAAGACAAGAGACUGGAGUAGCAGCACCGCGUCAAAAAGUUGAAGAUUUUGAAGAACUUCAUGAAUAUAGAGGUAGAAAACGUAAAGAGUUUGAAGAAGUGAUUAGAAGAACUCGUCAAGAUUUAAGAGCUUGGACAAAGUAUGGAACUUGGGAAGCAUCACAAAGUGAAUUUGCUAGAGCUCGUAGUGUAUUUGAAAGAGCAUUAGAUGUAGCACCUACUUCUGAAAAACUUUGGUUAAGUUAUUGUGAAAUGGAAUUAAAAGCACGAAACAUACAACAUGCCAGGAACUUAUUCGAUAGAGCUGUGACCUUAUUACCACGCAUCAAUCAGAUAUGGUAUAAAUAUGUUUAUUUAGAAGAGUUACUUGGAAAUAUUUCAGGGGCUCGUCAAGUUUUUGAAAGAUGGAUGUCAUGGGAACCCGAUGAGAAAGCUUGGAGUGCGUAUAUCAAGAUGGAAGUUAGGUAUCAAGAAUUAGAUCGAGCUAGUACACUUUAUGAACGAAUGAUUGCUUGUCAUCCUGAUCCUAAGAAUUGGAUCAAAUGGGCCAAGUUUGAAGAAGAAAGACAAAAGAUUGAACGAUCCCGAGAAAUCUUUCAAAUGGCAUUUGAAUAUUUUGGUGAAGAAGAAGAUGAUUUAGAAAGAGCUCAAAGUAUUUAUACAUCAUUUGCUAAGAUGGAAAGUCGACAUAAAGAAUACGAUCGAGCCAGAAUGAUCUACAAGUAUGCUUUAGAUCGAUUACCGAGGUCUAAAUCGGUUGGGUUGUAUGCUUCUUAUACUAAUUUUGAAAAACAAUUUGGUGAUCGAGCAGGAAUAGAAGCCACAGUUUUAGGAAAACGAAGAAUCCAAUAUGAAGAAGAAUUAGCAAAUGGAGGACAACUUAAUUAUGAUGUAUGGUUCGAGUAUGCAAGAUUAGAAGAAAACGCACUCAAGUCUUGUGAUCAUGAUGAUCCACAACAAGCGAUUACAAGGAUACGUGAAGUUUAUGAACGAGCAAUUGCUCAAGUGCCUCCUAGUGAUGAUAAAAGGUAUUGGAGACGGUAUAUUUUUCUUUGGUUAGGAUAUGCUACUUUUGAAGAAACAGAAACCAAGGAUGCUGAACGUGUUAGGCAAGUGUAUGAAGCUUGUUUAAAGUUAAUUCCUCAUAAACGGUUCACCUUUGCAAAAGUUUGGGAUAUGUAUGCUCAUUUCGAGUUACGUCAGUUGAACUUGGAUAAAGCGAGGAAGAUCAUGGGAACUGCUAUCGGUUUGGCACCUAAACCUAAAUCUUUCAAGGUUUAUUUGGAUAUGGAAUUACAACUUAGAGAGUUUGAUAGGUGUAGAAAACUAUACGAAAAGUUCCUAGAAUUUGAUCCAACUUAUCCAUCAGCUUGGAUUCAAUUUGCAGGAUUAGAAAGAGGGUUAAUGGAAGUCGAUCGAGCAAGAGCGAUUUAUGAAAUGGCGAUUUCACAAAACGAUUUGUAUGAUCCUGAAUGUGUUUGGAAAGCUUAUAUUGAUUUUGAAGAAGAAGAAGAAGAAUGGGAUCGAGCUAGAAAACUAUUUGAAAGAUUGGCUUUAGCUAGUGGACAUGUUAAAGUAUGGACUUCUUGGGCUAAAGUAAAUCGUGAAAAAGUUCCAGUUGAAAAAGAUGAAAAAGCAGCAGAAGAAGCAAGACUUGAAGGCAUUAGAUUAGCUAGAGAAGUUUUGAAGAGAGGAUAUGAAGAUAUUAGAAAACGAUGGAAGAAUGAAAUCGAAGGACCUCGUUCGAUUAUAUUGGAUCAUUGGAAAUUACUUGAACUUGAAAUUGGGGAUCCUGGAUCGAUGGCUAAAGUGGAAGCCAUGAUUCCAAGACCUAUGAGAAAAUGGCGUAAAGUAGAAGGAACAGGUGAUAAAGAAGAAUAUUGGGAUUUAGUAUUUCCAGAUGAUGAGAAGGAAAGAAACCCAGGUACAUUUAAAUUGGUGGAAAUGGCACAUGCUUGGAAAGCUAAACAACUUGAAUUACAACAAGUUAAAGAAACUGAACAACAGAAGAUGAUGCCUACUAUUACCAUUACUGCUGAUUCACCUGUAUCUGAUCCUUGAAGGGAUUUGGGAAUUUUGUUUUGAUUUAGUAGAAAAGUUUGAAAUUAUAUUGAACU